Lates calcarifer (barramundi perch) is the source of this 962-nucleotide messenger RNA. RefSeq names its product A kinase (PRKA) interacting protein 1 (gene akip1). The coding region runs from base 193 to 693 and encodes 166 amino acids. Gene Ontology annotation, biological process: regulation of non-canonical NF-kappaB signal transduction. Gene Ontology annotation, cellular component: nucleoplasm. The transcript is spliced from 5 exons. Lineage: Eukaryota; Metazoa; Chordata; Actinopteri; Centropomidae. The record is from RefSeq and is a predicted model, not a curated record.
GUGUGUGGAAGCAGGACUUGGCAAACGUAAUGUGGAAAAUGUGAGGACUCCACGCUAAAGGUAACUGAAAGAAGAAGCGCGGGUUGCUCCCAAAACUUUGUGCCCAUGUAUCUGUGUACUAGUCGAUCUUCGUAGCUUUCCCUGAACGCAUCGAACAGGUGAAGGUCACCUGAGUUUUUACUUGACUUGUUCAUGGCAAGCCACGCCUGGCUGGAGUCUUCCCUGUGCCGCUCUGCCAGUUUGGGCCUGGAGGUGCUGGAGCGGGCCUCCAGGCGUAGAGUAGACUGGGCCAGCGCUGGUGCAUCCCAGACUUCCACUAGUACAGAUGAAGACACACAAAUACCUGUUAAGAGAGCCCACAGAGAGCUCAACGAAGCUUUUGCCACUAUCGCAAACUUCAUGGCACAGACAACAUAUCAGUGCAAGAGGUACUAUGAAUCAGGCUGUUGCACUGAGCCCACUGAAAUGGAGAGAAAGCAUGUAUCCAGGUUCCACACUCGACCAGCCGCUGGGAAGACAACACCUGCACCGUCAACCAGGAAACAUCGUCGCGUGUCGGCAACGGGUGAAGAUUUCUACGUCGAGGUUUCACCUGGAACGUACGCCAUCACUGCCACCAUGCCGGAGUCACAGCAGACUCAGCUGGUUAGUGUCAAAGCUGGAGAGAGCAUCAGCCUCACCUUUAACUUCUGACCAAACCCUUAACCUUCAGUAACAGAACUGACCGGUGCUGAUGCUGUGUGUUUUAUGUAAUGUGUGUUUUAUUGCCUGCUUUACACUGGGUUUACAUUAUCAAAAUGUUUUAUUUCCUGCACAAAGAGAAGCCAUAAUUUUAUUGCAUUUUACUUGAGUAUUAUUAUAUAGACUGUAUUGCAAUUAGUACAUCAUGUAAUGCACUUAACUGUAUUUUUACCUGCACUAAUGCCAUAUCAGUGUAUUAAAAUAAAGUGUUUUUUAUUGAA